This is a messenger RNA of Teleopsis dalmanni, 2373 nucleotides long. Its product is annotated as UNC93-like protein. Gene Ontology annotation, molecular function: potassium channel regulator activity. Bases 74 to 1663 code for a protein of 529 amino acids. NCBI's taxonomy places the organism in Eukaryota, Metazoa, Arthropoda, Insecta, Diptera, Diopsidae. The transcript is spliced from 6 exons. Gene Ontology annotation, cellular component: striated muscle dense body; plasma membrane. Gene Ontology annotation, biological process: regulation of muscle contraction; regulation of potassium ion transport. The record is from RefSeq and is a predicted model, not a curated record.
AGAUAAAAAAAAACAAAUACUAAUUUACUCAGAAGCAAAAAAAAAAUAAAAACACUAAACUAAGCUUAGCAAAAUGACUGGUUUCAGCAACGCUGGAUUUGAAAACGAUGAACCCGUGAAGCCCAAGGCUUUGGACGGUGAUACAGCAUCACUCAGAGAGAAAGUUAUACUUAACCCUGCUGAAAAAUGGCGCAUAUUGAAAAAUAUAAGCGUCAUUUCGUUCGCAUUCAUGGUACAAUUUACUGCUUUUCAGGGUACAGCAAAUUUACAGUCCUCAAUUAAUGCCAAAGAUGGUCUCGGAACAGUAUCGCUUAGUGCUAUUUACGCAGCCCUUGUGGUUUCUUGUAUAUUCCUACCUACUUUAAUUAUUCGUAAGUUAACAGUUAAGUGGACUUUGGUCUUCAGCAUGUUAUGUUAUGCACCAUACAUUGCCUUCCAGUUGUUCCCAAGAUUCUAUACCUUGGUUCCUGCUGGUAUUCUAGUCGGUUUAGGUGCAGCUCCUAUGUGGGCAUCUAAAGCUACAUACUUAACACAAGUAGGACAAGUCUAUGCAAAGAUAACAGAACAAGCCGUUGAUGCAAUCAUUGUACGAUUCUUUGGCUUCUUCUUUUUGGCUUGGCAAACCGCUGAAUUGUGGGGAAAUCUCAUCUCCAGUUUAGUGCUUUCUAAUGGCGCACAUGGCGGAGGUAGUGAUUCAAAUACUACAAUCAGCGAAGAAGAUUUGCAGUACUGCGGCGCAAAUUUCUGUGUGAAUGGCAAUACUCACGGCAACUUGGAACGUCCACCAGAUCAUGAAAUCUUUGAGAUCUCCAUGAUAUACCUUUCUUGUAUCAUUGCGGCUGUAGCUAUAAUUGCUAUUUUCUUGGAUCCACUUAAACGCUAUGGUGAGAAACGUAAAGGUUCACAAUCUGCUCAGGAACUUUCCGGCAUGGAGCUGCUUUCUGCUACCUUCCGUCAAAUGAAGAAACCAAAUCAACAGUUACUCAUACCCAUCACAGUAUUCAUUGGCAUGGAACAAGCAUUUAUCGGUGCUGAUUUCACACAAGCUUACGUAUCUUGCGCGUUGGGCAUACAUCAAAUUGGUUUCGUGAUGAUUUGUUUUGGUGUAGUUAACGCUAUUUGCUCUAUACUAUUUGGUUCCGUGAUGAAAUAUAUCGGACGUACGCCAAUUAUUGUACUCGGUGCUAUAGUGCAUUUCACACUCAUCACUGUUGAAUUGUUCUGGCAUCCAAAUCCUUCAAAUCCACUUAUUUUCUACGCCAUGUCCGGUUUAUGGGGUGUUGGUGAUGCGGUGUGGCAGACGCAGAUCAAUGGUCUUUACGGUUUACUCUUCAGACGUAACAAAGAAGCUGCUUUCUCUAAUUAUCGUCUUUGGGAAUCAGCUGGCUUUGUGAUUGCAUACGCUUAUGCGACAACAUUAUGCGCUCGUAUGAAACUUUACAUUUUGUUGGCUGUGCUAGCUCUUGGUUGCAUUGGUUACGUGAUCGUCGAAAUCUUGUACAGAAGAAAGCAACGUCGUGUCAAGAAGCAAGAAGCCAAAGAAAAGGCAGAACAAGAAGCCAAAGAGAAGGAAGCUGCUGCAGCUGCUGAGGCUCAAGCUAUUGAAGAAACUGACGAUGAACUCGAUGAUCUCGAAGAAGAUAUUGUGGUGACACAUCUUUAAAUGUAAACACAAAAACGACGAUAACAAACCUUUAAUAACGCCCAAUGAAAUAAUUAAAAAGCGCGCCCACGUGCCCUACGAGUUGAAUGGCUCGAUUAAAGUAAUUCCCAAGGAAAACAGCUUUAAAGUAUGCUAUAUUUUUUUUAGUUUGAGAAUAGUCAAAUACGGGAUUCAUUUAAAAUAUAUUAUUUGUUGCAAAUAUUUCAGCAGUUUUUAGCUUAAAUGCGUUAUUUUAUUCGAAAAAUUUAUUAUAAAAAAAGAAAAAAUUCAAAAAUUGAAAAAUUGAAAAAUUGAAAGCAACUGUUUGCAGUCUUAGCAAUUAAGUACAAUUUAUUUAAUUUAAAAAAAUAUGUAAAUAUGUAAAAACGUAAAAAACGAUUUGAUUUUAAAUCGAGAGAAGCAAGCAAUGUGUAGAUUCCUAAUAAUUUAUGAAAGACACAUAUGUCAAUGUUUAAAAUAAUUGAAAUCCAUACAAACAUUCCAGGUAGCUAGCAAUUUAGUCGAAAUGCAAAAAUGUACUUCCAUUUUCAGAUUUUAAACCUAAUAUUUUCGAACUUUGAGAUUUUGUCACAAAGCGUCUUCAGCAAUCAAACCGCAAUAAACCGCAAGAAACGGCAUCGAUUCGCUGAAGUCGAAGAGUAUCAAAUAGAAAUGCACAUAGAAAUGCAUCAACCUUAUAUACACGCAUAUGUACACUAGUAAAUACAUAU